Psylliodes chrysocephalus is the source of this 304-nucleotide messenger RNA. NCBI's taxonomy places the organism in Eukaryota, Metazoa, Arthropoda, Insecta, Coleoptera, Chrysomelidae. The record is from the annotation of a GenBank genome assembly.
AUGAUGAAGCGCCUCCUCACUAUUCAAAUAAUGUACGAAAUUUUCUGAAUACCACUUUCGGCGAUCGUUGGAUUGGCAGAGGCGGUCCACAUCCUUGGCCACCGAGAUCACCGGAUCUCACUCCCCUCGAUUUUUGCCUUUGGAGAUGGAUGAAGUCGUUAGUAUAUGCUACUAAAGUGGAAACGAGGGAAGCGUUACUAGAUCGCAUUCUUAAUGCAGCAGCUAUCAUUAGAGCGAUCAAUCGUUCAUUGAAACUCACUACUAGUGCAGUUUAUAAACGCGCAAAUAAGUGUAUCGAAGUGGG